UGCUGGUGAAAGCUGUUUACAACCCCAGCCAAUCGGUGCCCUGGAAUGCCUUGAAGGUCCAGACCUUGUCCAAUCAGCUUCUUUGGGACAGAAGCAAGGCAUUCUGGGGGCUCAGCCCCAGCUGCUCUUCCAGCCACACCGGAUCCCACCUCUCUUUCCCCAGAAACCAAUGAGCCUCUUCCAGACGUCUCCAUCGCUCCAUUUGGGCCACCUUGGGAGAUACGCCGGUCGAGGUCCUAAAGGCAGGCAGGAGUCAGGCAGAUGGGAUGACUUUGACUCCAAGAAGAGGAAGCAGAAGGGUAAUGAGCCCUGGGUGGCAAAGAAGCCGCGGCACGAGCCACCCCAAUACCGAGUCCAGUUGGCCUGCUAUACUGUGAAUAGCCCCUUCUGUGAUGCCAUGGAAAUCUUGAGGCGCUACUGCAACAUCCAGUUGCCCAAGGAAUUCUAUGAUGUCCGCCUCUGCUGGUUGGACACCUUCCCUCUUAACCAGCCGUUGACCCUGAAGCACCCUAGUCGUAUCCAAGUGGCCAGUCCUGCUGAAGAAUUGUCUCCGACUGAAGAGGAUACCAAGCCGGAGGCUCAGCCGGAGGACGCCAAUCCCGCAUUCAGUGCCAAGGUUCUGCUGCUCUCUUCUCCUGGCAUUGAGGAAUUCUACCGCAAUUGUCUGCUCUAUAUUGAGGAGCCCAGCGACCAGAGGGAAAUCCCUGAACAUCCCACAAAGCAAAUUAAGUUCCUGCUGGGGAAGAAGGCAGAGGAGCUGCUUCUUGUGGGAGGAGAGUGGUCCCCUUCCCUGGAUGGUGCCGACCCAGCUACGAACCCCACCGUCCUGAUCCUCACAGCCAUUCGUUGCGUCAAGGCCCAGAUCGGCUUGGAUUUGAGCCCCUGCAUGAAGUGGUACCGGUUGGCGGAGUUCAGGUACCUGCGUGAGGGAAACCCGUCUUACCAGGAGCAGACGGUGGUUUUCCUGCCAGAUAUUUGGAGCCUGAUGCCAUCCCUUGAAGAGUGGGAGACCUCGUGCAAACAGAAAGCCGAAAAAGCGGCAGCACCUUUGGAAGGAAAAAGCGAGGCGGUGGAAGAAACUGAACAGACCUCAGAACCAGCUGCGGACCAAGAAAUGGAGGCCAGUGAGCAGGAAAUGGACUCAGCUGUACCAGUCCCCGAGCUAGCUCUGGAGACGUCGACUUCUGAACCAGAGAUCCCAGCUCCUCCACUGGAACCCGCCAUAGUUGUUUACCCUCAGCUGGCACUGCAAAAUGGGCAGCCCAGUUGCACCAACAUCUCUCUUUACACUUUGCUUGAGUACAGAAGGCAGCGGGAGAAGCUCUCCUUUGAGGUGGCAGUGAUGGCAGAGGUUUUCCAGGAGAUGCUCCAGCGGGAUUUUGGCUACAAGCUUUAUAAGGCACUCCUGGCCCUGCCGGAAAAGGAGGAGCCUCCAGAGGCCAAGAAUCCCGAUUCAGAAAAAGUGCCGAAAUCUGAAAAGGAAGCAGAGAACGAACUGAAGGAGGAACCUCAGGAGAAACCCGGAACAGAAGAUGCACCAGAGAGUAACCAGAAGGAAGUUCAAGUACGUCUAUACAACUCUCCAGGCCUUACAGUACAAUUGGGUGCCCCCCCCCCCCAUCUUAGGCCAGUUGCUUCCUCUCCUCACCUUUACUUCGACUUGAAUUUCUGCGGCUACCUGCAUAGGAAGGAUAUGGACAAGAUCCUGCUCACCUUGGGACUGCACCUCUGCAAAGAGCAGGUGAAGCGCUUGGUGAACAGGGUGGUGACGCAGUUUGUGUGCCGUUACCGCAGCCUGCGCUACAGCCGGCAGGAAGGGACGGAGGCAGGCCUCGGAGAGGAAGAACUGGCAGGCAACCUCCAUUUCUUGCGCCCAUCGGUUUCUUGCACCAAAUCUACCCGAGAGCCUCAGUCUACCAAUUUGAUUCCAUACAAUGGGGCUGUCCUUAAUGUGAGCAAGCUCCUGGAAAAGGCAGAGCAGACAGAAAACAGCCGACUCUACCUGGAAAAUAAAAUCCAUACCCUGGAGCUAAAGUUGGAAGAGACCCAGCUUCGCUUUUCAUCAACGGAGGCUUCCAACAAGGCGUUGACGCUGGAAGUGCAGGAAUUACAGAAGCGCCUGACUGAGAUGGAAGAGCAGUCGAAAGCAUCCGAAAAGCAGAAAUCCCAAUUUCAAAGGCUGCUACAGGAGAAUAAAAAGCGCCUGGUUCCUUUGCAACUGGAAAUCCAGAGGAUAAUUGAGAAGACCAAUAACUGCUUAGAGAAAAAGGAAGCUACGUCGCCCUCCGUUUCCAGCAACUGAUGGCUCCCCAGAGAUCUGGGCAGGUGGAACGAUCAGUACACCUUUGGUUUGAUGUUUUGGGGCUGUGAGUUAAGCGGCUUUCGUGGGGUGGGGGAAUUGGGUGUUAAAGCCUUUGAAACCAUCAACUUCUUUGCCACCAUGUGAAAGGCUGCAGCAGCCGGCUUUCAUCCUCAACCACCCCUCCUCACCCCAGGCUUUGGGGGGGGGGGGAGAAGGGCCACCAAUCCCACAUCUGCUGGAAACUCCCCCCCCCUCCUUCUUGUUUAAAGAAAUACCCGUUAGGUAGGCAUUUGGAUGGUCUCGUGUCCGAGGGCAGAAGCGACAGGGUAGGUAUUUCGGGCUGUUGGCCAAGAGCAAGCCUUGGGUUGGGCACGUCCGCUCCGUCCCGAGAGCCAUGCAGGUCCUGACUGCUCCAGGCAUCGCUAGCCUCUUUGCGCUGCUGCAUGGGGAUGUUUUUAAGCCCCUUCCACUUCCUGUCCCCUCUACGUCCAGCUUGAGGGGGGGGGGGGGGGGUGGCCUUCUGCCCGCCUUGGGCCCGCUGGGGCCUGGGGGGGGGGAGGGGGGGGGCAGAUGGCAAUGAUCUCCUCGCGGCUGGCAGGUUUUCUUCUGCUAGCCCUCGGCCAGCAGCUCCUGCCCCUGCCUUUUCUGGGCCGUGCAUUCAGAGCGGCUUGCUAGCUCUGCUCGGGUGCUGUGGCUGGAGCGCGAACACCAUACCCACUUGGCCCAGCAUCUUAGCCAUUUUAAGAAAGAAAAACAAACGCACACCACGAGGCUCUCUUCCUCCUCCUCCUCCUCCUCCACCCCCUAGUCAUUUUACUUGCUAAUCGUAGCUCGGAGAGCUCUGGGACCCAUUGAGUUUUUUUUUUCCAUCAGUAGCCUUCCGACAAAAGUGAAACUCCCCUUCAGCGGAUCUGAGUUUUUGAGGGUCUGGGAUUUGGGCAGCAGGAAGGUCCGCUGAACUUCCAGUUGGGAAGGCGGUAGUGCCCAGCUGGGACAGCUAGAGGCCAUGGGUUUCCUCGGGGGUAGACUUUAGCAGAGUAGCUGGUGGGCCUAUGCAAAGCAGUGGCCGGGCUCAAGCCUUCCUCCAGUAGGUGUUCGCUGCAAUUUGCCCCGGCCGCCUGCUCUCCCACCCUCAGGUGGUCUGUCACUUCUGAAUGUGUUGCUUUUAGUCUGUAAAUGUGAUAACAACUUGUAUUUAACUGGCCAAGUUACUUUUAUAAAAGUCUCUUCCUCACUUGGAAAUGUG
This is a messenger RNA of Pseudonaja textilis, 3548 nucleotides long. The record is from RefSeq and is a predicted model, not a curated record. Lineage: Eukaryota; Metazoa; Chordata; Lepidosauria; Squamata; Elapidae.